ACUUAAUUCGAGAUUUUUCAGACGAGCCAAUUUCUGUAACGAAUGACCGCAAUACCCCCUUCCCUCGAAACUAGUGUGAACAUAUAUCAAACAACAAAAAUGAGAAAAAGAACCUUCUUAUAUAACGAGAAGAUCAAACGCAAUGGGAAGCAAGGUGUUUCUAAUUCUUAGUGAACUAUCUGAAACGUAGGGUUCAAGUUUACUUCGUUCAUGAAACAACACUGAAUAGAAAAGAUCAAAAGUGUCGCAAAAUGUGCUCAUGUCACCCUCAAAUGUGUUUGAUAUUGACCGUAAAUCUUCAAUUUUAACGUUUGAAAAACACCACUGAGUCAGAAAAUCUGGUUAGAAUUAGUGGACAUUUGGGUACUUAUAAAUGAAAUUUUGGAGAAAGCAUGUGCAGACCUCAAAUGCAGGAGACAAAAUUACAGGGUUUUCAUCAAACACGUAUGGAGAUAGCAACAUGUCACAGAAACUGCAAGCACCAUGCAUCAAUGAAUAUCGAGUAGUGAAGACCACAUGAAACAGGAGUUCUUUAGGCACCUCAUUAUGUGAACCACAUGAAGAAAAGUAGGAUGACGAUCCUAUCAAUAUGGGGAACACUUUAAUGGUGAUAUUUUCAACAAUUAUUUUUAGAGGAAGUCUGAUACUAAACGCGUGGUGAUGUGUCCUGACAAUUCGCCAGGAAAUGGAGUGCGCUGCGUCCAAGAUUUGCCAUGAUGAAUUUUACAUAAUGAAUGUGUAAAUGUUAAAAUAAAUGUGUAUGAUUGACACUUUUCCGGAAGUGCAGUUACCAUUGUUUAUGUUUCGAAAGUCAGACUGCUUGAUUGAAUUUUAAACAUUUCUACAUGAUACUGCAUAUUUGUAAAUAUUACUGAAAGACCUGUAGACAUAUUUAUUUCCGAGGAUAUUUCCAGUUGUUACGUAAAUUAUAGAACUGACAUCAGUGGUCUCCUUAGUUCGUCGUGGGGAGAAAAAUCCAUUUGAUACUGAGAAAAAUAAGAUAGUUUUGAUGAAGACAAUCAUAUUGGCCCCCGAAAACUCCACCAGGAUAUUUAAUUGGAUACCUGCUGAAGUCAAGGCUUUUUUGCCAAGAAAAAUAAGAGUUUAUUAAACGAGCUUCGGCACCGACGAUUUCCAAGGAUUGUCUGACGUUGGAACUGAUCACCGCAGAUGACCAUGCAAGUACAGGGACUGUUGAUACUAUUGUAUUUCUACCUCAUGUUUCCAGAUAAUAUCAUUGGCCUAUGGUGGGCGGUAGGAAGUCCUUUAGUAAUGGACCCAAACAGCAUAUGUCGUAAAAGUAGAAGAUUAGCAGGAAAACAGAGAGAAAUUUGUCGAAAAGAAAUUGAAAUCGUCGAGGAAGUAGCAAACGGGGCCAAGCUGGCACUGAACGAGUGCCAAUACCAGUUCCGAAACAGAAAGUGGAAUUGUACGACAUCCAGAAGAAUGCUUUCAAGAGUGCUGAAAACAGAUACCAGGGAAUCCGGGUUUGUUUAUGCAAUAACGGCAGCCGGAGUCACGUUUGCCGUAACAGAGGCCUGUAACAUGGGUAAACUCUUGCAGUGUUCUUGUGAUAAUAAAGUUCAAGACAUUACUACUGAUGGCGAAUGGGUUUGGGGCGGAUGCAAUGAUAAUAUAAUCUUUGGCUACCGUAAAUCUAAAGACUUCAUGGACGCUCGCAAGCGAAAACGACGAGGGGACUUGACGACCAGAAUACAAUUGCACAACAAUGAAGCCGGACGAUUGGCUGUUAAACACUAUAUGAGAGACGUAUGUAAAUGUCAUGGAUUAUCGGGUUCGUGUGCACUUAAGACCUGUUGGAGGAAAAUGCCACCGUUUCGAAGUGUCGGACUAAGAAUUAAAGAAAAAUUUGAUGGCGCGAUUCAAGUUGAAAUCUCUAACGAUGGCAAAGCCCUGGAAACAAAAUCUAAAACAAUUAAACCUCCUUCUGAAGAAGACAUUGUUUAUUCGGAAAAUGCUCUAGAUACUCGAUUUUGUCGAAGAAACCGAAAAUGGGGUUCAUUAGGAACGAAAGGAAGGAUCUGCAACCCUAAGUCGAUGGAAGUAGAAGGCUGUGACUUGCUUUGUUGUUCUCGCGGCUACAAGUCAGAGAAAGUGACACUGAAAGAAAACUGCAAAUGUAGAUUUAUCUGGUGUUGUGAUGUACAAUGUGAAACAUGCGUACAACAAAAGACUAUACACAGAUGUUUAUAGCUCUCCUUCGCUUGGAGGCACAUCUAGUAUAUUUCUUUGAGUGACCAUCCACAUACAAAGAUACAAGUUUGGGGACCUAAAGAAAUUACUUUUCAAUACGCUUCGGACGGGAGUGUUUUCGUAAGUAUGGACCGUUGUUAAAUGGUUCUGAAAAUGUGCAAAGUGAAUUGCAGUAUUGGAAUUUUCAAAGUAAAACGGGAGAUAACUUCUACCCUGUCCAGUGGCUGCCUAUAUUCACUCCAUGACCGUUCAGUAUUUUAUAAUAAAUCUAAGCAAUUCCCUCGAUUGGAAAUACGUUGAUUGUUCUCUAUGUGUAAAUAUAAAUGUCGUAGAAUAGAAAAUAAUUAAAAGCUUCGAUCAUACAUAUAUUUUAAAUGGGACAGUUGCUGUAUUUCUUAGGAUUAUUGUACGAAAAUGUAAAUAUAUUUAUUAAAUAUUUUAUUUUCAUAUCAUAUAUUUAUAUAUUGUUCUCAUUAAUAUUAUGGGAAUACCUAGGGGAAAGAAUAUUAUCAAAGUGUUCUUUUUCAUUGUCAUUGGUUUAGUCAAUUGUUGAAGCUUUGUAUUUUCAUAUGUAAGAUGAGGAUAACUCUUCUAGUAUAGGUAAGCCCCAUCUCUCUUUCAUGUAUUGUUGUGUUAUGAAAUCUCGGAUAUAGUUGAUAUUCACACAUUGUUUUACGAAUGAAAUUUGGUAACAUGCAACACCAAACUUUUAUUUUGAAAUAAAGUUUUCGGGAAGUCAGUAUGAAAGAGAGACACAUAUGACUUAAGGAAAGCUUUGAAAAUCUACCUUGCAAAUAAUGUUAGUGCCUUAGGUCUAACUCAAAGUGAAAGUUAGGGCAUUAUGAUAUACUGUCAAACAGUAGUUAAUUUACAUUUGUAUGCUGUAACAUACUAUAAACAUUUGUAUCCUUUAAAUGUAUAUACUGUAAACAUGGUUAUUUCUUUGGGUGUUGAAUUUUACGAUUUUAGUAUGAAAAUCAUGUCGCAUAGGAGUUGCCUUUCAAAGAUUGGUUUACAAAGCACGCUUUUCUCAAGACUCCUUUGAUUUAUAUUGAGAUAUACACAUAAUGGAAAUAUCCUUUGAGAAAAUGGCUUGUUUACAGUGUACGUUGAAUUCAUAUUUCAUAUGAUUUAAUCGAAGAGCAAAUAGACACUGCUUUCCUAGAUACUACCAUAGCAAGUCAACAAAUGUACUUGGGAGUAACUUUACAUGUCAUUGCUACACAAAUCCAGAAUGAUAAGCAUUUUUCUUUGUUAAUGAUGUAUCCCCAGGCGUAUCAGACACUCGGAUGUACAUGUAUACAUGUGUAUCACAAUCGAUACGGAAGAUACAUUUCAUGGAUUUAUUCUCUUCAAAGAAAUUUUACCAUAUCAAUAACAAAUGACAGUUUUAUAUCUUAGCAGAUUUCCAAGUAUUUUAGAUAUCUUAUGUAAAUCUAUUUUUCUCUCACUUUUAUUUCAUAUUGAAGAACUUUGGGUACCAUUGAUGCUUUUGAAGAUUAGUUUCCGGACAUAAAAUGUCAGUUAUGUUACUGAUUAUUCAUAUCAAAUAUAAUUAAGUUGCUAAAUAUUGAAUUACUUGUUCUUGUUUCGUAUGUAUCAUAUGUAUAGUUUAUAGUGAUACUUAUCAAAUUGUUUCUACAAUAAAACGUGCGUUAAACGCAAAAACUGACAAA
Molecule: messenger RNA, 3890 nt
Organism: Ostrea edulis (European flat oyster)
Lineage: Eukaryota; Metazoa; Mollusca; Bivalvia; Ostreida; Ostreidae
Product: protein Wnt-6-like
Exons: 5
Coding region: 1171-2214 (347 amino acids)
Biological process (GO): multicellular organism development; neuron differentiation; cell fate commitment
Cellular component (GO): extracellular region
Molecular function (GO): frizzled binding; cytokine activity
Source: RefSeq, a predicted model, not a curated record